This is a messenger RNA of Stylonychia lemnae, 4488 nucleotides long. The record is from the annotation of a GenBank genome assembly. Lineage: Eukaryota; Ciliophora; Spirotrichea; Sporadotrichida; Oxytrichidae.
AUGAUAAAGCAUGAGAGUGGGAAAUCUUUGAAAAGCGUCUACGGUGCAUCGUUACUUAUGAGCAGUACUUUAUAAAAGGGUACUAAUUCCCUGAAUUUGAAGAAAGAAUUUGAUUCCCAAAGUGAAGUAUCUAAAAAGAGAAGCAAGAGAGGGGCUAAAGGGUCCUUUGUAGAUUAGAUAUUAUAAGCUGCUUAAGAGACAUAAGAUAAUGAACUCAAGGAUUUUUUCUUGACUCAUGUCUAAACUGAAUCUGUGCUUCCUCCUAUAAAACUUGAUGAUAACAAAGAAUACAGAAAUUUAAUGCAGAGAUAGAAGUAAGUAUCUUAUUUGGUGGCCAAGCAUGUGAGAUUGGCUUCAGAACGUUAGAAAUACGGAAAGGUUGAAAACAAUCAUUAUGCACAUUACGAGAAGUUAGGACCAUUGGAAUCUAUAAUUUAAAAAGUUAAACCUUCUGAAAAGACAAUGAAUUAUGUGCCUAAGCUUGAUAUCACUUAAAAACCUUCACUUGAACUGAUGAAAACAGUAAAUAAAAAGCUGAUGCAAGAGUAAGAGGACAACGGGGGAGACUAAUUUACUAAAGAAUUCAUUGAAGAUACAUAUCAGACAUUCGGAAUGAAUCAAGAGGAUAUCGAGGAUGUCCAGGCUAUUGUAGCAGAAGAGGGAGAUAAAAUAGACUAUGAUUCUAAGGAAAUAAAGUUCACAGAACAUUAGCACGAGUUCAGGACUAUCUGCUCAAAAGUAAACAAAGAGAAAUCAGCUGAGAUAUUUAUUAAAUCUAAUAAAGACUUCUCUAAAUGGAAUCUAAGAGAUAAAAAUUCUUAAUCGUACUUCUUGUCAAGAGUAGCGAUGAAAGAGCCUCGCAAUUUCAUAGAGCAGGAGAUUGAUCAGAAAAAAAUGGACAAUGAUGAGUUUUUAUUCAGACAAAAACCUGCUCCUAGUAAAAUGGAUAACCUCGAUAAUUAAGAAGAAACCUCUGAGGAGGAAAAUUCUGAUGAAGAGAAUAAGUUAGGAGUAAACACAGAGUUGACUAAGAUUCCCAAAGAUUAAGCCUGGACUGAAAGUUAUCAGUAUUAUUCUGAAACAGAUAGACAAUCCCUAAGGGAUGCAGAUAAUAAUCCAAUGCUUAUUGUCCAAGAUCACAUUAUCUUUGAUGAUAUGAAUAUUCCUAUUGUGAAGGAGAAGAGACUUCGUUUCGAGUCUCUAAGUGAAGAAGAAGAUAAGAAAUUGGAAGAAGAAAAGAAAAAAGAGGAAGAAGAAUUGAAAAAGUUUAUCUUCUUAGAGAAGUUGAAGUAUGAGAAGGCUAUCAAAGGUUAUGAUAGAGUGCCAGGCCUUAGGUCAAAUAUUGAUGAUUUUACAGAAGUACUAAUGCAAAAGUUAUUUAAGAAAAGAGAACCUACUAAUGAAUUCAAAUUUAUUCUGAAAAAAGAUAAUACCCACAACAGAAUUGAUCAUUCUAAGCCACUUUACCUAGAUGAUUUGAAGAGAUUUGGAAAGCUUAAAGAAAUAGGGGAUCGAAAGCAACUCAGCUUGAUUGAACAUGACGUUAAAGAUCUUAAGAGGGACUUCAAAGAUGAGAAUAUAUUCAAUGUUGAUUUGGAUUAGCAGCAGAUGAUGCAAACUCUUGCUAGUACUUAUGAUAAAGAAUUAAAUAAACAGCAAAAGCAGCUUAAACUAAUCACAAUGAGAUAAGGAGGAGGGACAACUAAGGAUUAGGAAAAGAAGAACUUUAGUGGGGCUUGGUAUCUCCCAGUAUCUAAGUGGGGUAACAAUUAGAAAUAUAGUUAUGAAUAGCGAUAAAUUAUUACCUAAGAAAAGUCAGAUGCCCCUUAGAUAGGUAGCUUAACCAAAUAAGCCCUGAGCUACCUAUUGACUCCUUAUACCUAAACUGCUGCUAAGAGAAUAAAGCUUUUCAAUAAAGAUGACGAAGCACUAGAUUACUUGCUCAGAGAUUCCCUGAACUGUCCUAUUUAUCUUAAGCAUUAUAGUAAACAAAACAUUGAGCAUGCUACAAAGAUUAAAACAGUCAAGACUAUUGAAGAUGAUGAAGAUGUUUUACUCCUAAUUAUUCCAAAUGAGUAGGACAAAUAACUCUUUAAUUCUCUCAAGUCAUUCAUAUUACCAGGAGAAAUGAGACUAUCUUUGAUUGAGUGGCUUUUAGAAUAGUAUGAACCGGGUAUAAUGACUUCUGAUGAAUUUAGAGGGAGCAAAUAUACUACAAAAGUAGAGUAAAUUGAGUCUAUUUUAAGACAGAUUGGAAUUGUGAAUUAUUCUGAUAAACAAGGUGCAACAUAAAAUAUUCUAGAUAAGUCUAUAGAGGGCUUAAAUGGGACUAUUGAUUCAAUAGAACUUCUAGUCAGAAUUGCUACCUUUGUACUGAAUUCAUAAUAGAUAGAAAAUAUAGACAUAAAAUAGCUGAAUUUUAUGCAAGAUAAGUUAAUGAAUCAUAUAUCUGUGAAUCAGAGUUAAGUAUUUCAGCCUACAGUAAGAUUGUUUCCACCUGGUUUUCCAAAGUCUGAGGAAGAUGAGUAUAAUUUAGAUUAACUAGACAUGAUAGUUGAUGACUUAAUGUUUAAAGUUGAAAAAACCUAAGAGAAGAAUAAAGAGUUGAAUGCUUAAACUAUGAGAUAAAAUUAGGAUUAGAUUAAUCUGGCGAGCCAGAAAGACCUAGAUGAACUGAAAUUGUAAUUGGAAGAUCUGAAAGAGAGCAUUUUAAAAUUCAAUGAUGAUUUCGAGGAAACUAUGAAAAGAGACCUUAGUCGAUUGGCUUAAAAUUAGGUUUAAACUUAAUUGGGAUAGAUUGUUGACAAGGCUCUGCUUAAUCAGCAAAGUUUUUCCAAUAUGACUGAUAAAUUUUAAGAUGUAGUAGAGGCUCUUGGUAAAAUACAGAUCAGAAUUCAAAUGAUUGGACUUAAUGAGUCAAAUAACUAUAAGAGAGAUUAGCAAUAGAUUAACAAUGAAAAAGUAUUGGAAUUAGUGAAUCAAUCAGUUCAAAAAUCUUAAUCUCAAUAAAGAAAGAACUGGAUCCCUAAGCCUAAUGAAAGAAAUAGUAGAAAGAAGUAUAAAGUUGAAUAUGAUCCAUACUCUGACGUAUUCAUUGAUGAGGAGCAUAAUAAGUACGCUGAAGCUUUAUUUCAAUAGUUCCAUAUAAAUCUAGUAACUUUGAAAUAUUCUGACAGAGACAGAGGAGAGAUAGCAAGUCAACUAAAAAGGAUACCAUAAAACAUUAAAAACAAGCCUAAACACCUGAAAAUAAUGGUGGAUGAAACCUAUAAAUACGCUGAGAGAAUAUGCAGGAUCAGCAGCAAUAUCAAGACUUGCAAUAUUUCACUUUUAAAGGGAGAUAAACCAAACUCUGGAGUAGGAUAUUUAGAUUUCGAGAAUUCUAAUUAGUACUUCUUGAUUCCAUAUAAAGGCUACUAUCAAAAUCCAGGACUCAUUCAGUAUUCAUUUGUUGUUAGGAAGUAUUCUCAUUUGCUUGGAGGUCUUUUCAAACCUUUUAAAUUCAUGGAAUUUGGAUACAAAUGGAACUAUGACAGAUAUGACUCUAAGUACUAUUUCAUCAAGGAAUUCAAGCCUUUCUCACAAUUCAAAAUCAAAACUUAAUGGUAAUACUCCACUAACUACAGAACAGUAGAUACCAAUGCACAUGAGAACUUAUAUAAAACUUCAUUGAAAUUCUUGUACAAUCUAGAUAAAUAUCAUUAGAGCUCUAAACUAUUUAGACACUCAGCAAUUCACGAUCCUGAUUAAUAUGCCUAUCUCAAAUUCAGCUCUAAAACCAGAUCAAACAGAGUUAAUACUAAUCACAGUAGCAGACUUCUUAUGGAAAAUGCUCUAGGCGGUGACACAAUGCACUCAGCAAAGUUUGGCCUGAGAUUUAACUUGCCCAUUGAUGCUAGUGAACUUAGCAAUAAUCUAUGCAUUAGAGCCUCUACUGAAGUGGAUACUAAUCAUGAAGACAUCAAAUACUUGAAAGCUAAACUCUUUACUCGUUAUUUCACUAGUUAUAAGAAAGCACUCUUUUAAUUCAAUCUGUCAUCAGGUUUUAUGAGGAAUAUAUCAGAUGGAAAGAGAACUAAGAUCAACGAUAAUUUUUAUCUUAAGAAUUUUAAGGGCAUUAGAAAUAUCGGCUAUCACUAUGAUAAUACCAAUCCAAACAAGGCUUUAAGCGGAGAAAACCUUGGGUUUGAUAAGUAUGUGAAUCUAAAUGUAAAGAUUUUGCAAAUGGAUAUCCCUCUGCUGGGCAAUUAUCACAUUAAGCCAUUUUUGCAUACAAAUCUCGCUCUUGCUCCUAACAGGAAUAUUUAAAAUUAAGUUGAACCAAUGAGUGCAAAGACAUUUUUAAGAGACUAUGGCAGAGCUUCUCUAGGCUUUGGAUUAUCUCUUUAAUUGCCUUCAAUUGCUAUUGAAUGCUACUUUAACCCACUAGUCUACAGAUAGAAAAAUGAGUUGAAGGCAGACUUUCAAGUCAAUUUUGGCUUUGAUUGA